This is a messenger RNA of Psammomys obesus (fat sand rat), 435 nucleotides long. RefSeq names its product developmental pluripotency associated 3 (gene Dppa3). The annotation marks the transcript as partial. Gene Ontology annotation, biological process: epigenetic programing of female pronucleus. NCBI's taxonomy places the organism in Eukaryota, Metazoa, Chordata, Mammalia, Rodentia, Muridae. The transcript has 4 exons. The record is from RefSeq and is a predicted model, not a curated record. Gene Ontology annotation, cellular component: nucleus.
AUGGAGGAGCCAUCAGAGACGCUCGGCCCAGCUGCGGACCCAGAAACUCCUCAGACGAACGCUGCAGAAGACUCCUCUGACGACUCAGAAUUCCCACAGCCAGAAAUGUUAGUAAAGAUCAUGAAGAAGCUGAGCCUCGACCCCAGUGCCAAGCAGCCAGGCCAGCGCCGCCAGCGUCAGCGCCAGCGCCGCCGCCAGAUGAUCAACAUGCCCGUGGAGAACAGAAGUGAGAAGAUUUUGAGGGAGGUUCAAAGUGCCUUUCCCAAGAGAAGUGUCCGCACAUUAUUGUCUGUGCAGAGAGACCCUAUAGCAAAGAUGAAGCGGUUCAUUCGGAUUGAGAAGAAACUAAGGAGCCUGAGUGGACACGGGUCUGAAGAAAACAAGGAGCCGUUCAGAUGUCUCUGCACUUUCUGCCUGUAUCAAGGGUGGGACCCU